AUGGGGAAGAUGAAGGAAAUAAGUUAUUUUAUGAGACCCAUAACUGAGGAAGACAGGACUCAGAAAAGCCGCACUUCCCGGGUGACUCCUCUGGCCAGCCGUGCCCCUCAGAUGAGGGCUGCUCCCAGAAGAGCACCUCCAGCUCAGCCUCCAGCCGCAGCUGCUGCCCCUCAGCAGCCAGGCCUGAUGGACCAGAUAGCUACCACUGCAACCGGUGUGGCUGUGGGCUCUGCGGUGGGGCACACUCUGUGUCACACCAUCACUGGGGGCUUCAGUGGAGGGGCUAAUGCUGAGCCUGCGAGGCCUGACAUCACUUACCAGGAGCCUCAGGGAGCCCAGCUGCAGAACCAGCGGUCUUUUGGACCUUGCUCUCUAGAGGUCAAGCAGUUUCUGGAAAGUGCUCAGAACCAGAGCGAUGUCAAGCUCUGUGAGGGCUUCAGUGAGGUGCUGCGGCAGUGCAGGAUUGCAAAUGGUUUAAUCUAAUCAAGAAAUUCAAGCUGGAGAAAUGUAAACUUUGUUCUGUAUAAUUGAUAGUUACAUGUGUGGAUCCUUAUUGGCGUUUACUGAGGCUUGUAGUGUUGGUUACUGGGCAAGUGUUUGGCUUCCUUGAACUAACUGUAUUGUGAUUGAGUUAAAAUAAAAUGCGUUAUUCUGA
Molecule: messenger RNA, 655 nt
Organism: Rattus rattus (black rat)
Lineage: Eukaryota; Metazoa; Chordata; Mammalia; Rodentia; Muridae
Product: coiled-coil-helix-coiled-coil-helix domain-containing protein 2-like
Exons: 3
Coding region: 1-483 (160 amino acids)
Biological process (GO): positive regulation of transcription by RNA polymerase II; mitochondrion organization
Cellular component (GO): mitochondrion; nucleus
Molecular function (GO): sequence-specific DNA binding
Source: RefSeq, a predicted model, not a curated record